AUGGGUGUUAAUGAGCAUCAGACUCUCAACACACUCAGAAAUGAUACUGCCCUUCCUCCUGGCUUUGACAAAGAUGCUGAUGAAUACAGCUUUGGUGAUGUGUGCAAUGGGACUGAUUCGCUCCCCAUCAGUCAUGCUGGUGGGGAGUUCAAUGACCUCACAAGGGAUGUCCUGGGAGAUGUCUGGAAAAUGACAGUGUUUGUGGGGUGCAACAAUGGGUCAACAAUUCCUACAGAAAACAAGGAUGGGCUUCCAAAGUUUACAAUUAAUAUCACAAUGCUUUCUUUGCUGAAAAAGUGUUACUUCAAAUCUUGUCUAUGGACCAUACUAUUGCCUCCACACUUGUUCGCCAAGGAGUGCUACCUUGCUCUCUGA
Suillus subaureus is the source of this 375-nucleotide messenger RNA. RefSeq lists its product as uncharacterized. The record is from RefSeq and is a predicted model, not a curated record. The coding region runs from base 1 to 375 and encodes 124 amino acids. Lineage: Eukaryota; Fungi; Basidiomycota; Agaricomycetes; Boletales; Suillaceae. The transcript has 5 exons.